GAAUGUUUCGAGGCGGUGAACGAGAUCGAUUUGCGGUAAUCGAGCGGACGUCGAAAAUCGGGGGUGCUUUGUUAGUUACGCCGAAGACUAAAACGGAAUUAAGGGUGGACCUUGUAUUUCUCUCCGUCUCUCUCUCCCUCUCGUCACUUGUUCCAUUGGAAUGAACGUUAACCACGAAGCUACUAAUUGAAGACUGAUUUGCCAUGGAAGGGUUGAAAAGCAGACUUAAAAGUAUCUUUUUAACAAAGAAAAGGGAAUUUCCUCCGUUAACUUAAUUCUUAAACAGGUCGUAGAUCAACUACCCUAUCUACACAUUUAUUCGCAUAUACCAAUGACAAAUUGUCUCAUUUUCAGCUAAUACUUCCUCAAGAUCGGAAAUAAAUUUACAGUAAAAACAGUGUGUCACAAUUUUUCAAUCAAUUUGGAACAUAUGUCACUUUUGAAAAUGAGAUUGUUCGUAUUUUGUAUACUGUACUUCAACGUUUUUGGGUAUAAUCAUUCGGAAAUCGUUAAAAGAACUACGAGAAUAAUUUCUUUUAGGAAGGGCAGCACUUUUUUUUACAGAAUGAAUUAUAAGAUAACAUCGUUCCCGGAGAAAACACCGAUUUUCGCUCAGGCUGCUGGUUUCAAAGUCGCAUGGGAAUUGCCAACAAAUAACGUCUUGGACAAUCGCGUUGGCAGAUCCCUCGCGGAGAUCCACAAAUCCGCGAAGCUAGUUUACCAAAGUCACGGAUUUGAUGGGCACUCUUGUCUCUUGAAGAACAUUUGCCAUAUUUUAGAGUACGUUAAACGAAAUGACGGCGUUAUUGCGAAGAUAUUGAAAUUAUUCGUCGGGUAAGCGUUUCGCAUAUUAAUAUCAAUUACACGUCUCCGGUAUUAAUCACGUUCCGUUUUCAGGCCGUACAUUAAUAACGACACGUCGACCAAUCCUGGAUCGUCGGAUUUCUGUCGCGUUCAUCUAGAAAAUUGUCCAUUACAAUUUCAAGGGGUCAACGCUUUUUCCGACAAAAUUUACGAUCUUUGAUAAUGUUAUUUCUAAAUCAAGAGGAUUCUACAUUUACGAUUUUUUACUUUAUUCUAUUUCGAAAAUAUAUUCAAGAUAGAUUACUAUAAUUAC
Polistes dominula (European paper wasp) is the source of this 1117-nucleotide messenger RNA. RefSeq lists its product as uncharacterized. Lineage: Eukaryota; Metazoa; Arthropoda; Insecta; Hymenoptera; Vespidae. The record is from RefSeq and is a predicted model, not a curated record.